Molecule: messenger RNA, 2642 nt
Organism: Phacochoerus africanus (Common warthog)
Lineage: Eukaryota; Metazoa; Chordata; Mammalia; Artiodactyla; Suidae
Gene: PRSS8
Product: serine protease 8
Exons: 6
Coding region: 974-2008 (344 amino acids)
Biological process (GO): proteolysis; positive regulation of sodium ion transport
Molecular function (GO): serine-type endopeptidase activity; sodium channel regulator activity
Source: RefSeq, a predicted model, not a curated record
UUGGGUUCUUAACUGGCUGAACCACAAUGGGAACUCCUGAGGAGCCCUUCUUGAUGCCAGCCUAGGUCAAGCUCCUGGAAGUGGCUCCCUGAGCCCCCGUCCCUCUUACCCCAUCACAGCUCCCAGCUUGGAAUUAUUCUGUAAUUGCUUGUGUCAUCCUAUGAUUCAAGUGUGUCACCCCAACUGCACCAUGAACUCAGGGAAGGCAGGGAUGGUGUCCACUUUGUCUCCCGUGCCUGGAACAUAUUAGGCGCUCAGUAAAUAUUUGCGGAAUGAUUAGUACCACCAGACGUGCUCAGCAUACCUCACCACACACAGAUGAGGCUGCCAGCUCCACAGAAGGGCCUGGAAGGGCUCUAGCCUCGGGGCAGACCCGGGUGGCCUGGGCUCAGAUGCCAGGCCUCAGGAAGAAGGGAGGAGCGGCUGUGGCCCCACAAUAACACGGCUGGGCCAGUCCUGGGGGGCAUAACUGAUCUGGGAGACAGACACGGGACCAGGAACAGUUGGGUCAGAAUCUGGUCACCCAAGAUUCCAGCCCUGCCUGGGGCAGCUCAAACCCCCCUCCACACACACACACACACACACCUCACACACAUAUUCACAACACACACAAACACACACCCCACACAUGCACCACAGCCUAGGGGUCUGGGAGGACUCAGGACUCUCUGAGUGCAGCCAGCCUAGCUGAGCCGGGAGGGCGGGGCCAGGGAAGGGGCGGGCAGGUAAGGUGCCCUUUCCCAGGGAGCUGCCACUCCGGAAGGAAGGUCGACUCCUUCCCUGGUGGUGCUGGAGACGAUCCACACUGCCAGCUGCUGGGAGCCCAGCGUUCCCCCUGCUGAGCCCGCUUCAGCCUCUGAAGCCAGGCUCGGACACCUGUUCCCCCUUCCCUCCAGUCCCAACAUUUGGAACCCAGCCCUAGGUCCCUUCCCUUAGGUGCCUGGUGUCUUCCCAGGGCCCCUGGUCCUGGGCCAUGGCCCAGAGGGAAGGCCUGGGGCCUCGGGGGCUGGCGGCUGUGGCCACUUUGAUUUCGCUUGGAUUGUUCCAGAAUGGGAUGGGAGCCAAAGGCGACGCAGUCUCCUGUGGCAUAGUCCCCCAAGCACAAGGACGGAUUACAGGCGGUAGCAAUUCAGACCCUGGCCAGUGGCCCUGGCAGGUCAGCAUCAACUACAAUGGCGACCACGUGUGUGGCGGCUCUCUCGUGUCUGACCAGUGGGUGUUGUCGGCUGCUCACUGCUUCCCAAGGGAUCACAGCACCAGCGGCUACGAGGUGAAGCUGGGGGCCCACCAGCUGGACAGUUACAGCUCCAGCAUGACAGUCCGAACCGUGGCGCAGGUCGUUUCCCACCCCAGCUACCUCCAGGAAGGCUCCCAGGGGGACAUCGCACUCCUCCAGCUCAACAGCCCUGUCACCUUCUCCCGCUACAUCUGGCCCAUCUGUCUCCCCGCGGCCAACGCCUCCUUUCCCAACGGCCUCCAGUGCUCCGUCACUGGAUGGGGCCACGUGGCCCCCUCAGUGAGCCUCCAGCGCCCCAGGACGCUGCAGCAACUUGAGGUGCCGCUGAUCAGUCGUGAGACCUGUAACUGCCUAUAUAAUAUCGACGCCAAGCCCGACGAGCCCCAUUUUAUCCAGCAGGACAUGCUGUGCGCCGGCUACGUGAAGGGGGGCAAGGACGCCUGCCAGGGUGACUCUGGGGGCCCCCUCUCCUGCCCAGCAGGGGGCCACUGGUACCUGGCAGGCAUCGUAAGCUGGGGUGAUGCCUGUGGGGCCCCCAACAGGCCCGGUGUGUACACUCUGACUUCCACCUACGCCUCCUGGAUUCAACACAAUGUGGCAGAGCUCCAGCCUCAAGUGGUACCCCACAUCGGGGAGUCGGAGCCUGACAGCGACCUCUGCAGCAACUAUGGCGCCCUCAAUGCUGCCCCAGCCUGGGGCUUGGUGAGGCCCAUCCUUCUGCUGCCACUAGGCCUGACCCUGGGCCUCCUCCGGCCACGGCUCGAGCACUGAGCUACUUACCUGGGAGCUGACCUGGUUCCAGGACCUCCACGUCACUCCUGGGGACAGACGCCUGUCCCAGGAUGCCAGGCCCCGCCCCCAACACUCUGGGCCUGGAGCCUGAUUGAGCCACUCCUUCCUCCCCUGACCCUGUGGGAGUUGAGGGCACCAUCCUGACCUUGGAGCCCACCCUCUGGGCUGUUCUUUGGGACUAUAACCUCCACCACAAGGUAGUUUACUACCUGUGGUGCUAGAGCCUCUGGCUGCCUCCAUCUGUCCACAAGCCUACAGGCUGGGCUCCCAUGGAGCUCCCAAGGGCCCUCAGCUAGGAAACAGGCCCUGGCUCCCCACCCUGUUUCUAGAAGAUUGCCCAGCUGAUCACUGCGGAUGGGCCUGCUCUGCUUGAUGAGCCCCCCAUGGCUUCGCCCCACUGCUGUGGUCUGUGCUGGGCUGCCUCCGAGCGGCACGUCUUCACGGACAGACAAGGCCCCAAUCUUGCCCCAACGGCUGCCAUGCCCGCCCCCCCCCCCCCCCAGCCCCUGACUCCUGGCCUCCGGAGGAAUGAGCCCCCACCGGAACUGGGCUCUCACUUACAGCUGGGGUGGGGGUGAGAUGCAGCCAGAAGGAAUAAAAUGUUCUGAGCAUA